GCGCCGGCGCGCAGCGGCCGCGAUGCGCGCGGCCUCGCCCUCGCGUCCCUGGACUUCUGGCGGGCUGAUUGCUUUUCCACCCCACCGGGCGCGACGAGAACGCCCAGCAGACUCGAAGCUCGGAGCUCGAGCCUCCAGCUGCCGGGCAUGUCUGCGGGAGAGCCGCGACCGUUCAAGGUGAAAUGCCCCGCGCUGCGUCAGAGCUCCCAACGCCGUGUCCCUUGUUACCAUUCCGCCGGAGCAGUCGCCCUCUGCCCAGCCGCCGACGCAAAAAAAGUGUGUGUGUGUGUGCGUGUGCGCAUAGUUUUCUUUACUUUAUCAGCCGACGUCCCCCGAACAGCGCCCUCCGCCAGCGGCCGCCGCGGGCGCGCCGCGCUGCGGCCGCUGCGCGCGCCAGUGCGGCAGGCGGCGGCGGACGCCCUCCAGGCCAGGGUUCCAGAGCAGGGCUGCCUGGUGCCGCAGGAUCAUGAUGUUCUCUACGAGGGCGUACCAGAGGACCCAGCGGAGCGGCUGCUGGACCUGUUCAAGGGCACGGCCAUCUACGUGCUGCCCUUUGCCGGUCCGGUGGUCGCUUUCGGGUUGUGGCCGCAGCUGCUGGCCCUCGUGCACUUCGUCCUGGGCGAGGAGGCGGGUCUGCUCGAGCUGACGCAGCUCACCCUGAAUCCGACCACCAACGGCAUCGUGGUAGCAUCUCUGGGCACCGCCCUCGGCACCCUAACAUCCAUAACGGUGUGGACGCUCCGCCAGCGGCAGUUGGACAUCAGGAGCGCCCUCAACAAGGAGGCCUGCGAGCUGCAGAUGCUGGCGGCGACCCUUACCACGUCGGAGUCGGCGGCAGUGGACCCGCGAGGGGGCGCCCAGGCGGCGGCCUACGUGCGGAUGAUAUCCCUGUUCCGGCAGUACGUGGCGCGCUUGAUCGAGGAGUCCAGCAAGCGCGCCGACGUUAGGCAGCUGGAGCUGCGGGGCGCCGGCACGAGCGAGCUGACGGGCAUUGCGCGCACCGCGAGGCAGUGCGGCAUGCCUCCAGACAUGACCUCGGACCUGGCCUCGCACAUCGGCCGCCUGAGCGACGCGCGAUCGAUGCGGCUCGCCAGCCUGAGCACCGCCUUUCCGCUGAUCCACUGGGCCAUAUUGUCACUGCUGGCGGCGUCGAUCUCGUUGUGCUUCCUCAUCGAGAUCGACCAGUACGAGGGCAGGUUCAUGAGCGAGCGCCCGGAGAACUCCCUGCGUCUCCGCAUCGUGUUCACUUUUUUGGUCGGCACGUUCUCUGGCCUGUCUGGACUCUGCGCGGACCUCAACGACCCCUUCCGGGGAAGCUUCUGCGUCACCAACACUGUGAGGCAGUUCUACACCCUGCUCGCCAACGCCGACAGGGAGCUCGAGGGCGCGCUGAUGGCGCUGAACCCGAGCCUGUCGCGCAGCGACAUCGAGAGGGAGGUGAGGUCCUCGAGCGCUUCCGGGAGUGCCGACUUCGGCUCGUUCGGCGCGUGGUUGCGGAACAGGUGGACGGCGGGUCCCAGAAAGAGGGCGGCCUGAGAGGCUUCUGGAUCUAGGGCCGUUGUAGCUGCUUGUGUCUCACACCUUCGGUAUUACACCAGGGAAAAACCCCAGUCAGUGGAUGUGCGGAAAGAAUGGGCACGAAGACCGACGGCAGUUCUUGAUCAUUUUGAGCAGGACUCGGUGUCGGCGUCGCUGCGGGUGUUGUCCAUUUGAGGCAGGAGGCCGCCUGUCCAACAGCGGUCGAUGCCGGUUUUGGACAACCUUUGCUGUCGGGCGCGGGCGUACAGUUUCCCUCCUCGAGAGUGUCCCCAUCUCCGCGGGGCGGCGCGACGGCGCGGAGAUGCUCGCGCUCUUCUCGCGCGCCGCGCACCGCCGAGCGGCGCGAGGCUGGAUGGGGCGCUGCCAAGAGAGCGCUCCCAGCCGAAUGUGCCUCCAGGAUCUCCUCGGGGGCGGCC
This is a messenger RNA of Prorocentrum cordatum, 1955 nucleotides long. Lineage: Eukaryota; Dinophyceae; Prorocentrales; Prorocentraceae. The record is from the annotation of a GenBank genome assembly.